AAGUGUUGUCUCAUCUCCAUGGCAACACUACAACAACUUUGAAGUGACCAAACACAAUUAGGGGAUGUAAUAUCAAACACAUGAACUUGUCAGAGUUUUUUUUUUGUUUAGCUUCAUAAUUAUAAUUCCUACCCUUAGCUAAACAACUUCGUAUUUAUAUUUAUCGUUUUAGAUUUGUAAAAUUAAUCAUCUAUAAUAUAAUAACAGAUUGAGUUUUAGCAAAAUGUCACAGGAACAGUUAAAUGAGCCGGAGGAAUUACAAGAAGUACAGGAAAAAGAGGCAGUAGUAGGAAUAGAAGAUGAAAAAGAAGAAGGAGAAGAAGAAAGAGAAGAAGAAGGAGAACAAGGAGAAGGAGAGGAAGAAGAUGAAGGAGAGGAUUUAUUAAUUUACAAUGAAGACUUACCAGUAUAUUCUUUGGAUGCUCGUCACAACCUGACCGAACCAAUAAAUGCAAUGUUAAAUAUGAACCAGCCACCUUCGAGAUCUUCUUCAAGAGGAUCCAGAAUUUUUGCUGAACAAACAUUUCUGACAGCUAAAGAAGAACAAGACUUGCGCAAUGCCAAAGCAUUCCUUAUGACUGCAAGUACAAAAACUGGAGAGAAUUUAUAUGAUCAUUUAUGCGAUGUCCUCACUGAAAUAUUAUCUGAAAGACAUGUCGAUGCCGUUGAUACUUUUGAAGAUAUUAGCAAAAAUAUCAAGAAAUAUAGAUUUCAACCAAUAAAAGACACACUCCAAGAUAUGGCCGACCCAUCACUUGAAAUGGCUCUAGCCAAAAUCGAAACUAAGCUACUUGUGAAAGUAGAUGAUGAAGUUGAUGAACGUGAAGAGGAGGUUGAAUCGCCACUGCCUAACAUCAUGGAAACGGCUUUCUACUUUGAACAAUGCGGAAUCGGAAUUGGUAGAGAAGAACUAUUCCGUGUUUGGGUAGCAAUGAAGCAUUUGGUCGACAGCAACCCUGUCCAGCAUGUGAGAUUCUGGGGUAAAAUAUUAGGCACAGAACAAAACUAUUACAUUGUGGAAACUGAAUAUCGUGAAGGAGACCAAGCUGAGGAAGAAGAAGACGAUGAGGGUGAACCAGAAGUAGCAGAAGCACCAAAAGAGACUGCUGAAGAAGCUGAAGACGAAGAAGCAAUCGUGGAAGAUAGAGUACCCAAAAUUGACUACAAGCCACCUCCACCUAUACCAAAAGAAGAUAAAGGAAGCGGCACCAAUAAGAAGACAUAUUUUGUCUGCAAUGAACCUGGGAAACCCUGGAUACGUUUGCCUUUAGUGAACCCAAUACAGAUUGUAAUUGCCAGACAGAUCAAGAAAUAUUUUACUGGAAGAUUAGAUGCCCCAAUAAUCACAUAUCCUCCAUUUCCUGGUAAUGAAAUGAACUAUCUUCGAGCUCAAAUUGCACGCAUCAGUGCUGGCACCCAGGCCUCAAUAAUGGGGUACUACCAAUUUGAUGAGGAAGAGGAAGAGGAAGAAGAAGGCGAGGUACGGGACACUUACAUCGAAAACAUCGACUUUGAUGGACUUACAAUGAGAGAACUGUGUGAAUCCUUAAAUAACUGGGUCCAUCAUACCUUGCACAUUUUACCACAGGGGCGAUGUAAAUGGUUUAACGCAACUGCCAAAACUGAGGAAGAGAUUGAAGAAGAUGAAGAAGAAGAACGAGAAGAAAUGGAAGAACCUCAGCCUGAAAUUGGCCCACCUCUAUUAACUCCACUCUCUGAAGACAUUAGUCUCAAUGGAAUAAUACCUUGGACAUUAUCUGCCUCAUCGUCACUUAUCCCACAGUAUGCUGUUGCUGUAUUAAAAUCCAACUUAUGGCCUGGUGCCAGUACUUUUUCCACAAGUAGGAAAUUUGAAAACAUUUACCUUGGCUGGGGUCACAAGGCAGCGGCUGAAAACUACACCCCACCUCUAAUACCAGCCCCAAUGGAAGAAUACUUAGAUGGGCCAGAAGUGAUCGAGAUUGAUGAUCCAUCUCCAGAGCAAGAAGCUGCCUUGAGAGCUGAGCAGCAGGCUAAUGCCGCAGCUGAAGAAGAAUUAGAAGAAGAGGAGGAAGAGGAAGAAGAAGAGGCUUAAAACUUUAAACAAAACUUUAGAUAUCCCAGAACUAUUUAUUUUUCUAGUUUCAAUAAAUCAUAUGUUUGGCGAAUUUACAGGUGUGAAACAAUUCUAUAACAACUGUCUCUUAAUAAAAUCAUGAUUGCCAUUUCAAA
Octopus bimaculoides (California two-spot octopus) is the source of this 2211-nucleotide messenger RNA. Its product is annotated as radial spoke head protein 6 homolog A. Gene Ontology annotation, cellular component: axoneme; radial spoke. Gene Ontology annotation, biological process: cilium movement involved in cell motility; axoneme assembly; cilium assembly. Lineage: Eukaryota; Metazoa; Mollusca; Cephalopoda; Octopoda; Octopodidae. The record is from RefSeq and is a predicted model, not a curated record.